UCGAGCAGAAGAGAGUGUGAAGCUGCAGCAGCCGAGAGAUAAAAGCUUUUCUCUCCCUCUGCCGGCGUCUGUGAGCAAGGGAUAGAGCAGAAGAGUGAAGCCAGCCGAGGGAGAGACGAGUCCAGGCUGUCUGCUGUCACUGAAGCUCCCGGCUUCCCCCGAUCAGCAGGCCUCAAACCACAAAUGCACAGCAGGACAAGACACAUUCGUGGACACGUAUGCAGAAGGACUCACAUAGCUGACCAGGGGACCGCCCAACCUCGCAGGCACAAACACACACUCAUACUCUCUCCUGGACAGCCACACACUUGCUGUUUCUCUAGCCUCCACCGUAUCAAUCGGAUCAAUCCACCCAUGCCUGUCUGACGGAGCCACGGUUUCCUUUUAGCCGGAGACGCCCUGUGUUCUCGUUUUUGCUCCCUGCAUGUCUUUGUUAUUUAAGGGGACGUGGAGUGCGGACCCUCUUGUCCUAACCUCUGCCGCUGUGCUGCGUGGAGUUCGGGACUGCCCUUCACUGGACACUGAAUCCCUUUGGCUCUGUUCCAGAUAUACAUCUGUACCUGAAGUAAGUCUGCUACUACAACUGGAUCUUGACGAGACCUUAGCUAAGCCAACAAGGGACCAGCCUCUUCCUCCCUUCCUCCUCUUUUGCCUCAGAGUCCUGUUCUGGCUCCUACCCCAGAUGUCUCUUCCUAAUUAGAUCUAGUGGACGUGAAGAGUUAUUAGGAGACGAAAAGGCACCAGAGAGGAGAAACAGAACCAGAGCCUUUUUCCCCCCAGCCUGCUGUUUUUUUUUUUUUUUUAUGUCUCUGAGUAAGACAUGGACUAAAUACUCCCCACCUCCUGCAAACUGUGGAUUUUGUCGGGCUGUUGCAUCGUCGCACUGCACCACCUGAUGAAGGGGAAGCUUGCCUGAGUAACUGGCAGACAGCAGGACACGGGAGGUUUAUGAUUGGACUGUACUGGAACACAAUUCCCAGCCAACUCUGGUCCUCAGGGAAUCUGACAUCGAGGUGGGGGGAAUCUUUAGACUGGUAUCCAGGGAAGAGGCAUGUGAUGCUAAGCUGUCUGGAGAGCUUAAGGUGGAGUCUGUCUGCGUUUAGCUGCCUCCAGAUUUAGACCAGCACCCUUCUAAGGCACACAGCAGCAUUUUUUUGUGUUUUCUGGACUACAGCAAGUUGAUUCCACAGGUAUCUGUCUGCCCUAGAUGAUCAUUGUAAAGACUUAACUUUUCUGCCAAUCUCGUCAAUGGGAGAAAUUCACGCCAGCGAUUUUGGAUUCCAACAUAUUGACAACAACAUUCCCUUAAGAGGAGGAACACACACAAACUGAAAGGAUUGACACAUCACAUGAGACUCCAGCUCAAUGAGCAGGAUAAAUCGUGGGAGGAUGACAAGGAGAAGCAUUGGGGUGGGAUGCCGAUGCUCUGAUUGAGUAUUUAACAAGCUGUCAGAGUAUUGGCUGAGUCUCCCAACAAUCUGUGGCAGCAUUGGCUGACUGCACACUAUCUCUCACCCACAACCAAUCCGGAAACCGUGCUGCCUCGGCAGAAUGAGACACCGAGCUCACCGUUACUACAGGGGAUAUUGACAGCAUCACUGUUAAUACUACUUCCACUACAAGUACCGUGCCAGAUAGGAUUUCUACCGAACUCUGUUGUGUGGCUGACUUGCGUUACGGAUCUUUCUUCUUUCCUCUUGCACUGCAAUAACAUUACCACAGUAGGAGAGAGGCAUCAUUAAUUCAUGACCUCAGAUAGAUGCCAGAUCUCAGUGUAGAUAGAGCUCUUGGAUUACAGCGGCACCUGGAACGAUUAACAAAUCUUAACCUUGCUUUGUUUGUGGUUUAUCGAGGAUGGGAGGAAGAAUCUGAAUGGAAUUGCAGCAGACUAUGGUCAUGUUUUUUCCCCACACUGAGUAGCAGUCACCUCUCAUAUUGGUAGGAAUUAUGACAUUGAAUAAAGAACUGAGAUAUGACUGCUACUGAUUCCACACUCCCAGAAAUCCUGCAGUAUAUACACACUCAGUCACAUACAGUCACAUGCAGUGUGUGUGUGUGAAACGGCUGGAGCUUCACUAAUGGGCUGAAUAGCACUGGACUGCACUACAUUUUUCUCUCUCCUACACUCAUCCUGUAUGACACAUUGCCUUACACCAGGUAACGGCUCAUGUGCCAAAAGCCCGGUGAUAAAUCAGACGCCUGACCCUAAACACGUUUUUUUUACUCCAUCAUGGGGCUCAGCUGACAUAACUGUGUCCUUGUGUCCUUGACUUCGACCACAUGUCUUCUGGGAUCGAGAAAGAAGACCAAGUAAAGCAUCCAGCUGCCAGCACAUAUACACUGUUAAUCAGCAGGGCCCUUAGAGAGAGCACGGGUGGCCAGCGCACUGCCUAAACCCAAGUCAGGUGAGGUGAAGGAAAGAGGGAGGACAGGAGGGACCUGUGAUACGUCAGCCGGCUGCUGCCUGCCUCGUGACUGAACCAAUAACUGCCUGAGGAGAAGACUGACUUUCCCUCUCUCUCCUUUGGUGACAGCUCAUACAAUCCAUCUUUCUAUUCACCGGAUUGUAUUUAAGAUGGUGCCAUGGAAAAUGGAGUUAAACCUGCUCUUCCUAACUUCACAUUACUCACAGUGUCAGAUUAAUGAGGGAGCUGUCAGUCACUUGCCAGCCUAUCUGAACAUUUCCUCUCUAGUGUCUCUCUUUUUGGGGAGCAUAGGAUUGUUCUGAGAUAACUGCAAUAAAAAUUCAAACCUUAAUGAACAUUCAUUUGGCAUCUCGGAUGGAUUAACUGUAUUUACUGUGGUUACUUUUUUAUAUACUGUUAUCUGUCAACAUCAAAGACAUGGGGAACUCCAUGGGUUGUGUCAGGCCUCCUCAGGAGGGGGAACUCGGUGGAGCCCCCCCACUUUCACCAAAGAAGCGUCUCCGUUUCAGACGUAAGCACAAGGGCAAGAAGAACAGGAAAGGAGAGUUAGAACAGGAGGACUUUGAGCAACAAAGAAGCCAUGAACCUGAUGAAAGAGAGGAAGAGGAUGAAGACGACGAGGAAAAGGCUGCAGUUAUUGAAACAGCAGACUCAGAUUUUAGCAACAGAGCUAGGACUCUUACAACAGUGCCUGAUACCCAGUUGAUUCAUUCCAAAACUAAUCUGCACAGCAAUACUCUUUCCCCUGGCUCUGUGAGUGCCAAUGUAGGGGGCCUUUUGGGCAGCAGGAUACUUGAAGUGUCCCCGAAGCCCAGCCCUGCCUGGAAAGGAGUUUUCUGCCUUCCAGGGGAGGAAGACACUGUUAGUGCCAUCAUAGAUGUCUCCAGCAUCCCAAGCCAAACCACGACCACCACCCCAGUCAACACAGCCCCAGCCCUUGGCAGUACCACUCCAGGUGGAGGGAGAGUCUGUCGUGUUAGGGAGAAAGUCCAAGGGGUCCUAGAGAAACCUUGGAUACUACGACAGAAGAAGGAGAAAAAAGACAAGGGGAGGGCAGAGAGAGAGGAAAGGGGGGAUGCGGGGAUUAAAGGUGGACCAGAAGGAACAUUAGGGGUAGUACGAACACCUUCGGGGAGGGAGCGCAAAGGUGUCGUCCAUAUUCGUGAGGUGGAUGGUAAACUCUGUGUGGUGAGGACAGUGUACCCCAGUGAUUUUGGCUCUCCAGUGUGGAGGGGCGAAAGUGACAGUGAGGUAGAGGUGUACAAAGAGCCCCAUGCCCCAUCUCCUGUCACAGGAAAUAUUCUCAAAGUCCAACUGUCUGAGGAGGACAAAAGUAGAGCCAAAAGUUCUGCAGAGGAUUCCCCCAUGUCCUCAAACCAAAUGCGGAUUCAGGAGACUAUGGUUAUCAAGGGAUUUAGCUUGGACACUCCAGGUCGUGCACAGGAGCAGUCUUCUCUGUUGGAGUCAGGCUACGCCAGCGACUUGCCAAUGACCUCACCAGAAACAGCGGGCACCACUCCCAGUCAAACAGACUGGGGCGGUCUUACCAGUAGCUCCUCAGAGAGACUGGACUCCAUGAUGGAGAGUCCCAUGUCACUGCAGCAACAGGCGACUGUAAAAUUCCUACCACAGAUUUCAGAGAUCUAUGUGAGUGGCGAGUCAGGCGACCUCACUGCCAAAGAGAAGCUGUUAUUAUGGAGCCAGCAGGCGACAGAAGGCUACCCCGGCCUCCGCUGUGUCAACUUCACCUCGUCCUGGAGCGACGGACGCAUGUUCAACGCUCUGCUGCACAGAUACAGGCCAGACCUGAUCGACAUGGAGGUGGUGUCACGGCAGAGUAACCGGGAGAACCUCGAGCAGGCCUUCGAAAUCGCUGAGUCGUUAGGGGUGACCAGACUGCUGGACGCUGAGGACGUCGAUGUUCCAUCUCCAGAUGAGAAGUCGGUCAUCACCUAUGUCUCAUCCAUCUAUGAUGCCUUCCCUAAAAUCCCUGAGGGAGGAGAGGGCAUCACUGCAAACGAGGUGGACCAGCGCUGGUCAGAGUACCAGUCCAGGUUUUCCUCUCUGCUCCAGUGGAGCCGCCAGCAUAUGGCCCUCAUGGCCAACAAGAACUUUCCACAAAACCCUGUGGAACUCAAGGCACUUUACAACGAGUACGUCCAUUUCAAAGAGACGGAGAUCCCUGCAAAGGAGAUUGAGAAAGGUCACAUUGAACAUCUCUACAAACUGCUGGAGGUGUGGAUAGAGUUCGGUCGUAUCAAGCUUCCUCAGGGCCUCCAUCCCAAUGACCUCGAGGAGGAGUGGGGCAAACUCAUCCUGGAGAUGCUGGAGAGAGAAAAGGCUUUACGGCCGGCUGUGGAGAGGUUAGAACUACUGCUUCAGAGGGCCAAUAAGAUCCAGAACAUGGCUCUGGACUGUGAGGAGAAACUCACCCUCGCUAAGAACACACUCCAGGCUGACAUGUCUCGAGUGGAGAGCGGCGAGGCGGUGCAGUGUGAGAGAGAACUGGCCUGCUACCUGCAGGACUGCGAGUCUCUCAUCAGACAGCUCAACCAGGAGCUUAAAGUCCUCCGAGAAGAGAAAUACUACCAGGUGGAGCAGCUGGCGUUCAGAGUGUCUUGCCUUCAAGAGGAGCUGGUCUCCCUCAGACUGCAGUGCUCCAGCGUCUACAGGAAAGGCCACUUCACCCAGGCCCUGGGCAGCACUGUGGCAGAGCACACCAGCCAGAGAGCCACAGACAGUGGCCUGUCACUGGGGCAGACACUGCUGGGAGCUGUGGGCGCAAUGGGAGCUGUCGGUGCCGCACUCCUGCGGCGACCAAUGGCCCGCUCCCAGCUAGUGGCCAUGUCCUCAUCAGAGGACGAAGGGAGCCUGAGGUUCAUCUACGAGCUGCUCGGAUGGGUGGAGGAGACACAGGAGCUCUUGGAGCGUGCUGAAUGGGGUGCAGACCUUCCCUCUGUAGAAAACAACCUCCAAGAGCACAACAUCAUACACACUGCAGUCGAAGAGCUAAUUAACAGCCUACAGGAGGCACGCAGCUAUGAGGCUAAAGUUUCUACCAACUUCAAGAGCAAUUACUCUGAAACCCUGGCCAAGCUGGAGCACCAAUACUGCAAACUAGUGGAACAUUCGUCAUGGCGCCUGCGGAGCUUGGAGAGCCUGCACGCAUUUGUGUCGCACUGCACUGAGGAGCUGAUCUGGCUCAACGAGAGGGAGGAGGAGGAGAUUGCCUUCGACUGGAGCGACAACAACCCCAACAUGAACGCCAAGAGAGAAUUAUACAGUGAAAUGAGGUUAGAGCUGGAUGACAAACAAGAAGUGAUGCGGUCGCUCCAGGAAACAGCCAACUGUCUGUGUCAGGAGAACCAUCCAGCCAAACAGACUGUGGAGGCUUACAGUGCAGCUCUGCAAACUCAGUGGCAGUGGGUGAACCAGCUCUGUGUGUGUGUAGAGCAACAUCUGAAAGAUAACACGGCAUACUUCCAGUUUAUGAGUGAUGCCCGGGACUGUGAGUCGUACCUACGCCAGCUCCAGGAAACCAUUAAGAGACAGUACACCUGUGACAAGAACAGCAGACUGAGCAAACUGGAAGACCUGCUGCAGGACUCAAUGGAGGAGAAGGAGCAGCUGAUUGAGUACCGGAGUACGUUGGCGAGCCUGGUGGGCCGGGCCAAGAUGGUGGUGCAGCUCCGCCCCCGCAGCGCAGAGACCACCCUGGGAACCACAACUCCCAUCAAAGCCAUCUGCGACUACAGACAGAUAGAGAUCACAAUAACCCGAGGAGAGGAGUGUGUGCUGGAGGACAACUCUCAGAGGACCAAGUGGAAGGUGAUCAGUCCGACAGGUAAUGAGGCCAUGGUCCCCUCUGUGUGUUUCACCAUCCCACCUCCAAACCAGGAGGCCAUCGACACAGCCAGCAGGGCAGAGCAGUUGUACCAGAAGGUCAUGUCUCUGUGGCAUCAGCUGCAUGUGAACAUGAAGAGUGUGGUGUCCUGGCACUACCUGUUGAAAGACAUCAGGACUGUCUCAGGAUGGAACCUGGACACGGUUCGUUGUCAGUCUCCGGCAGAGCGACAGCAGGUCCUGGGUCACCUGGAGUCCCAGUUGGCCGACUUCCUGUCUGACAGCAAAGAGAGCGCUCUGUUCACGCCAGGCGAAAGACGAGAGCUGGAGAAGGACGUUCAGCAGGCCCAGCAGCACUGCCAGGACUUGCUGCUCAACAUGGAGACCGUGGAGAAGGAUGAGUCAGUCUCUCGAUCGUACCUGUCUGAGUUGCAGAACAUCACCCUCCAUCUAAACGAGGCUGAGCAGAGACUGAUGAGGGCAAUUCAGACUCCGCCCCCCAGCCGGCUGUCAGCUGACAGUGCUGACAACGCUGUUCAGAUUGCAGAGCAAGAGAAGCUGCAGUCAGAACUGGACGCUCUGCGCUCCAAUUUGGGUGAUGUGUCUCGUCGCUGCGUCAGUUUCUUCGAGGAGAAGCCGACAUCCUCCAGCGUUCCCGUCCUCCGGUCUGAACUCAGUCAGGCUGUGGAGAAGACGGACAAACUGCACAACCUCUCGUCUGUCUACUUAGAAAAGUUAAAAACAGUAGACAUCCUGAUGCGUAGCCUGGAUGAAGCUGAGAGCCAGGUCAGGAAGAACGAGAGCAGACUAAGUGAAGAAGACAUUGUUCCUGUCGACACAACGGCCAUUCAAAACCUCAGAGAUCAGCUAGGGAGGUGGCAGGCUGAGCUUGCCGAGCAGGAGGACAUCUUCCAGUCUCUGCAGUCGGAAGUAGAUCGAGCCAAAGAGGUGGGGUCUCAGCUCAGCAGGCUGCACCCAGACCGCAGCCCAGAGCUGGAGCGCUACCAGGAGAGAGCCAAUCAGAUUGCAGAGAGGUGGAGCGGAAUCAAGAGACAGAUGGAGACACGACGGACUGAUCUAGAGGCUCUGGGCUCAGCCCUGCAGCAGUACAGAGACGGCCAUUCUUCUCUGAUCAAGUGGAUCGAAGAAACGACGGAGAGACAAGAAAACACACAACCUGGACAGACAGACAGCAAAGCACUGUCUGAGCAACUGGCCCAGCAGACGGCGUUAGUAGCUGAGAUUGAACAGAACCAGACCAAAUUAGACGAGUGCCAGACUCAUUCCAAACAGUACUGCACCUCAGUGAAGGAUUAUGAACUACAGCUGAUGACCUACAGAGCCUUUGUAGAAUCUACACACAAGUCACCCGUCAAGAGAAGGAGGAUGCACUCUUCCUCUGAUGCCAUCACUCAGGAGUUCAUGGACUUGCGCACACGCUACACUGCUUUGGUUACCCUGACAACCCAGCAUGUGAAGUACAUCAGCGACGCACUGAGAAGACUAGAAGAAGAAGAGAAAGAGGUGGAGGAGGAGAAGCAGGCCAGGGUGGGCCAGGUUUCAGACCUUCUGGGCUGGGUCAAAGGGCUCCAGGGACGGACUGGGGGCCCCAAUGCUGAGUCUUCACUCGCUGCUCAACAGGCCAUCAGUGAACAGCUAGCAGCCAAGAAAGAUGAAGUGGCUGAAGCCAUAAGGAGCACAGAGGUCUUCCUGCUAUCAAAACAAGCCAGCAAGUUGUCCCCAGAGGAGCGUGCUCAUGUAGAGGCUCAGCUGGACGAGCUGAAAGCCACAUACAACCAGCUGUGUGAUAGCUCCACCCAGCAGCUGCAGCAGCUGGAGCAGCAACUGGCCAAAGAAGAGGAAAGAAAGAACCAAAUUGCCAUUGCUGGAGUAAUCGACCUGGGAACAGUGGAAACAUUCCCAGUGUUCCAAGCAGCCCAACGUGGUCUUAUUGACCAGGACACCUGUCAUGUACUACUAGAGGCCCAGCUCAUUAUGGGUGGGCUCCUCCAGCCUGAUUCUCCUCUCAGUCUCUCACUGGAACAAGGUCUAGCUCAAGGACUAAUUGACACCCAUACCAGACAGUGCCUUUCUGAGCUUGAGAGUGCCUUGCUUUUGGUAGAAAAUACUAAGUCUAGAGAUGAACAACAGCAAAAUGUCUUGCCAGUAGCUAAAGCCAUGGAGUUUGGGCUCAUUAGAGAGGAGGUGGGACUUCGUAUUCUAGAAAUCCAGAUGAACACUGGAGGCCUGAGAAACUCAACGGGAGAAAUACUGAGUUUGGAGCAAACAGAAGACAGGAGACUUUUGACUCCCAGAACCCUCACCAAACUCCAGUCAAGGCAACAACAUAGAGAGUUGAUCGAUCCAAACACAGCUGAAAAAUUAAGCCUAUAUGAGCUACAACAGCGCUGUGUCCUCGAUGAAGACUCAGGUCUCCUUAUGUUCCCUGUCAAACAGCAACCUGGAGGAACUGUCUGCCUCCGGUCCGGAAGAAAAGUUGGCAUCUUUCGUGCAGUCCAGGAAGGCCUGAUUGAUCGGAAAGUUACUGUACGACUUCUUGAAGCUCAGCUCUUUGCCGGUGGUAUUGCUGACCCACGGUCUGGCCACCGGCUGACAAUUGAUGAGGCUGUUCGCCAUGGGCUUAUGGACCAGGAUCUAGCAUGUGCUAUGUUAGCACGCCAGCUGCAAAAUGGGGGGAUUCUAGACCCUUUCAGUGGAGAACGCCUGGAUUUGGAAGAGAGUAUUCGCAGGGAUCUUCUCUCCUCUCGUUUGGCUGUGUUGGUCCUUGAGUCUCUUUGGGCAUUCAUGGGAAUAUUGUGGCCUGAAUCCGGAGAACUCAUGCCCAUUGCUGAGGCUCUUCAACAAGGAGUGAUCUCAGGAGAGCUAUCCAGGAACAUCCUAAGGCAGCGACAUACCAUUGGGGCUCUGUACAACCCAGAAACCCUCCAGGUACUGCCCCUAAACCAGGGUGCUGAAGAGGCCCUUGCGCCUGAUGUAGUCAGUUUUCUAAAAGACACCCACAUCCCAGAUGUUCUUUCCAGCAUGAACCAGUCAGGUACCCCAUCUCUAAACCGUUUGAGCUGGGGUUCCUCCAGCUCCUCUCCACCUCCAUCUUCUCCACCACCUUCAUCCUCUCCUGAAGGCCUUGUCUGGGAUGCUACACCAACACAUGGAAUGGAUCCUGAAGAACAAGCAAAACACAAGCUGCUGUUUCACCUUAUGACUCACAGCUAUGUGGAUGCUCAUUCUGGAAAACGAUUGGUGCUGCUAGACCCUGAGUUGGUAGAGUUGGUCAAAGCUACUGAACUGGUUGCUGGAGACUCUGUAUAUGGAGGUCAAGAUAUGCCACAAAGCAGUUUGACCACUGAUGAGCAGGGAAAGCUGCAGAUGGUGAGAAAGUUUAGUUUGACAGAUAAGGGAGUGAUUGACAAACAAACUGAGGUUGAAGAAGAAAGUUCCAGUGUAGUCACACCAAGCAAAGAAUUUGAUAUGAAUAGUACAGGCAGGCUAGAAGAAACGUAUGACGGAGAAAAUGACAACAAAUUGCUGCACAAACCAUCAGUAACUGUAGAGGGUGAUUUAGCCUUUGCGGCUGAAAUUGGCAUAGAUAAAGAUGCAAAACUAAAAUCCCAAAAAUCCCAAAAGAAAGAAAUAUCCAAUCUUGGAAGUUUAAGGGCUUCAACUAAAAAUCUUGAAGAGGAAUUUACAAAAGGACCAGAUAAGCUGGUAGCAAUUCAAUCCAAACCAAGGGAUAGUAGUGUUCAGGAGAUGAGAAGUACAACUACAACAGUAGCUAAAAGAGUCCCAGCACCACUCAAAUCAGAGAGAGAUUUUAGAUUGCUGAAAGAACCCAUCACACUGGGAGCAAAAACAAAUGAAGAUGUUAAUUUAACACAAUCUGAUGAUAAAAACGAUGUAACGCCUUUCCAGACUGAAUCAGAAAGGAUAAAACAGAAGGUGCUUCUAACAGAGACAGACGCAAAGCAUGUUAAACCUCAGAUUGAUAACCUUGAAUCAGCAAUGGAGAGGGCAGCGGAGGAUGCUGAAUUGGCAAGGUUAGUCUUAGAGCUCAAAAAAGGAGGUCUGAUGACAGAAGAAGGGGAAAAGCUGCUCCCAGAUGAGGCAGUAGCCCAGGGUGUUCUCCCUGGCCAUACAGCAGUUAAAUUAAUGGCUCAGGCAAGUCUGUUUGGGGGUUUCCUAGAUGCCAGCAGUGGUGAGUCCCUUAGCAUGGAUGAUGUAAUGCAGGAGGGUUUACUAGAUGAAGAUCUAAUGUGGAGUGUCUUGAAGUCAGAUAAAACCCUUGCAGGGGUUGUGGAUGUAGAGAAAAAGCAGAUAUGUGGGGUAAAGGAAGCCACUCAGGCAGGGUUGAUUGACCCAAACACUGCUGCUCGACUUCUAGAAGCCCAGGUGGUGUCUGGGGGGAUCGUUGACCUACGUAGAGAUAAGAAGGUUUCUGUCACUCUAGCAGCAAACCUGGGACUGAUUGAGGAGGAUCAAAGAGAAGAACUGGUGGCACUAGAGAAAGCGUACAAAGGAAAGGAUACAGAUUCAGCAACAGCUCUGACUAAAGCCAGCUUACAGCUACAGAUGGAAGGUGUUGUUGACCCAGAGUCCAAGUCCCCAGUUCCUCUGGAGCAAGCAAUUCAGAAAGGGUUAAUUAAGUCUGAGGAGGCUUAUCAGGUGUUGGCAAGGCAGGUGGCUGAGGGUGGUAUAAUACAUCAUGCUUCAGGGAUGAGGCUGUCAGUUUCUGAUGCUGUAGAUAGAGGACUAGUGGAUCGGUCCAUUGCUCCUGGGCUGGAAGAACUAGAGUGGGUAUACCAAGGGAAAGUUAGCCCUUCAUCUCACCCAGAAGCUGUAAUUUUCCAGGCAUCAACAGGAGCCAUUUUAGACCCUGACUCUGGGUGUAAACUGACAUUGACAGAGGCCGUUUCUAAGGGUCUUCUGGAUGAGAAUAUUGCCAGUGAAGCCAUGGCUUCUUCUACUGUAACGCAAGGAACACUUGACCCCCAAACUGCACGCAUUGUGCCUUAUUCAGAGCUUGUAAACCAGGGUAAGAUAGAUAUUGAAACAGGCAAACGCUUCUUGGAGGUGAAACCAUUCAGAGGUAUUCAGGAUGAGCAAGCAAGAGACAACUUGAGCCUUCCAGAGGCAGUAGCGUCAAAGAAAGUUGACCCAGUUCCAGCAUUGAGGUUGCUCCAAAGCCAGGCCAACAGUGGAGGGAUCAUUGAUAUCAAUACUGGAGAAAGGCUCCCCCUACCUGAAGCCUGUAAAAGAGGUUUGGUUGGAGACAAUAUGGUCAGGGUAAUAGCCGCCAACCAGUUUUUGAAAGGAGGCUUAGUUGAUCCUGCCACUGGACAACAAGUGUCAAGUCUUGAUGAUGCCAUUGCAAAAGGACUCAUCUCUAGUGACAUCGCUUCAGAGAUUCAGGAGAAAUCGGCGUCUGUGGAGAUAGAGGAUGAAAAUGGUAGUGCUACACCUGUUGCCUCAUCAAAUGGUACAUACAGCCCUGCUAUUGUAUUGUCAGUGUCAAGCCCAGACAGUCCAGCAAACUGGUCAGACAUAAACACUGAGGUGCCUUCAGGAUUUCUACUUUCAAAAAAAGGAUUGGCAAUUACACAGGAUGAUGGAAAGACACUGACAUCUGUAGUAUCAGAUCAGUCACUGCUUUAUGGCACUACUACAGAAGAGGAUGAGGUAGAAGUACCAGUGUCAGUGGAAGAAAAGGCUGUUAUUGAGCCAGACCAAUCCAUAGACCUCUUGUGUGAAUUUGCUACUAAUGUUGAGAAAAGAGUUCAGCAAGCCAUAGAAGAUGUAAUUCCACAGAAAGACAUCAAUACAUCAGAGCCUCUUCCUCAGCAAAAGCUUGAUGUGAGACUGCAAAUAGGUGUGAGUGAGGCUGAUAAUAAACAAAAGGGGAAUGUUUUGAGAGAUAUUGUUGGAGAAUCUAUUCAGACACAAAUCUAUGAUACUGACAAAGAUUUUCAGGAAGACAAAGGUGCUGCUAUUUUAAAGUCUAAAGAUAGGGAACCUGCAAAGGAUGAGAAAAAGAAGUAUAGACCCAGUGAUGAGAGCACAGUGCUUCACCAUGAUUUUGAAGCGAAAUCAUUGUCAGGAAACCUGACAGGUCUUGUGGCAGCAGAGAUUGGAGAUGACAGGGAAAGCAAAGAUGGCAUUGAUUUGUCAAAACUGAGUGAAGAGAAUCAAGGAAAUAGUGAUGUGACAGCACAGAGAGAUGAUGUUGUCGAUGAGAAGGGUAAAAAAGUGGAGAAAGAGAUCAAGAUCAAAUUUAGCACUGAUAUUGAGCAGUCAGGCCAGUUAUUGACGUCUCCAUCCAAAGUGACACAAAGCAAAAGCAAGAAAAAGAGGAAGAAUAAAAAGAAUGGAAAUGGUAAAGAUGCAGAGAGUGAAACACACCCUCCAGAGAUAAAACAUCCAUCUCAAAUUGAUCAAGCUGAUGCACAUAUUGAAGGGCAGACUGAGGCUAUCGUUUCAGGCACUUAUAAGCUUGCAUCACAAGACAAAUAUGAGAAAUCACAGAUUCAAGGAAAGGCAGCUCCCACAGGGCAUCCCAAUGGAGAAGGUGAAGCAAGGGUUGACAGGAAAAUUGAGGCUGAAAAGAAUUUGGUAAAACUGGGACAGGAAGCCGUUUCAGCCACUCUGGAAUUCACAAAACUUGCUAUUGAGCCAGAGAAAGAUACAAUAAAAAUUACAUUAUCAAAGGAUAUAGAAAAGAGGGAUAAAGUAGAGGAGAUAAAAAGGGAGGAGCAGGAAGAGAAAGUUGAAGAGAAGGCUUCUGUCUCUCAGCAACCAGAACAACAAGAGAGCAUUGAGGAGGUAAAGAAAAGGAAGGAGCAAGAAUUGCCUCAGAAAUCUACUCUACCAGACGACGAGAAAGCAGCCCUGAUACUGAAAGCCAAAGAAAGCAUUCUUAAAAAGGUCUUUGAAAAAGGAGUGAGCGAGAAGCAGACUGCUGAGGAGCUGCAGGCAUUGCGCAUCGAGGUGGGAAAGAAGGAGAGUCAAGGUGCAACUGUCAAAGAUGUAAAGAUACAAACUCUGCCAGCUAAGGUUGAUGGGGUGGAGAGUCAUGAUGUCAGAGAUGUAAAGAUACAAACUCUGCCAGCUAAGGUUGAUGGGGUGGAGAGUCGUGAUGUCAGAGAUGUAAAGACACAAACUCUGCCAGCUAGGGUUGAUGGGGUGGAGAGUCGUGAUGUCAGAGAUGUAAAGAUACAAACUCUGCCAGCUAGGGUUGAUGGAGUGGAGAGUCACGAUGUCAAAGAUGAUCAUGUCAAGAGACCCAGUGGUUCACCCAAAGAGAGUGUGGAAGAGAAGGGAGAUGAAAUGAAAUUGACAAGGGCUAAAGAAGAUAUGACAGUAAAGAAAUUUUCCGUCAAGGAGGACAUGGAGACCAAAUUAUUGGAAGCUUCUUCAAAUGAGAGAGAAAAUAACAGGGGUUUUGGAAAAGAAGACAUACAAAAAGACAUUGAGACAGCUCCAUUGGUCCAGCCUAAAGAAAUUCAGCAAAGUAAACGAAGUAAAAAGAACAAGAAGUCCAAGAGUCAAAAAGUGGUAGACAAAACAGAGCCUGAUACUGAGAAGUUACCGACUGCUGAAAAAGUUGAUUCUGAGGUGACACUGACAAAAAUUACCACAAAAUCUGAAAUAACAAAACCAGAUAUAGAUAACGCAGAUUUGACUAAGGAGCAGAUGAUGGACAGACAUACUGAUGGUCAGUCAGCCAGUGGUGUCAUCAGACCUUUAGUUGAUGAUGAGGCAAAUGAAAUGGAGUGCUCUGUAGUUGGUGUUAAAGGAGCUGAGAACAUUCAGCAAAGUCCACAAUAUUUACAUCACUCAGAGGAACCCAGUUCUCAAAUUGAGGAACACUUAAAAUUGACAGGCAUUACAUCUACUGGGAAAGAAGAAUCUCCAAAAUCCACAAAUGCUGGCGAAUCCAUUGACUUUUCUCAAGUGGCUGUCACAUGCAAACCACACAUCCAACCCAUGGUUCAAUCAAUGGCUCCUGCAACACAACCAGAAAAAAGAGUGGGGAAAGGUAAAAAGAAGAAAAGGCACCAACCACCUGAAGUUGAUUGUACCAAUGUUCCUGAAUCAAAAUCUUUAAAAGACCAACAGCAACACCUUGAGUCUCCAGAAUCAGCAGAAGAUGCUUCAACUGAGUCUGAAUCACCUGGAGUUCCUGAGUCUGAUACAGCCACUGAGAGUUGGGAAGAAGGAGAGGAUGAUGUCAGAGAGAGUCGAAAAACUGUGUCAAACAAAGACGGCACAACAUCCAAGAGUAGCAAGUCAUCAUUGAUGCGUCAGGAAUGCUUGGAGCACGACCAGCGAAUUGUAGCCCUGGUCUCCAUGGUAAGACAUAUUGAGGUCAGACUCAAACAGCAGCAACAACAGUCGGUUGGCCGCAGCCUCAUCGCCUUGGAUGACAUCAUCAGACAGACUGAGACUCUGGACCUUGAAUUGUGUGACUUGGAGCCUGCUAUCCACAAAGAAGUGGAGGCUGCUGAGCGGCUGUUGAAGCCCCAACCUCAAGAUGUUCCUCCGCAGCUCCUAUUGGCCCUUGAAAAGGACGGGCGGAGCUUAGCUCGAGGGUAUGAGGCUGCCAGAGCACUUUCUGAGGACAUUCUGCAAAGUCUACGAGGCCAUAGAGACUCUUAUAAGAAGGCGGUAACAGCUGAGCACGAGUCACUUGGAGGACAAGUGGAGAGUCUGCUCUCUUGGUUGAGGGAGACAGAAGCUCAGAUGAAUGGAGGAAUGGCAGGGAUGGAAAAAAUGGAGAAGGCCAAGAAAGAUGACGGUUUUGAUCAGCUCACACAGCAGCUGAGUCUUUGCAAGGAGCUCCAGUCCUCUCUGACGGCUCGCUCCAAUGAGGUCAAUAAUGUGGCCUUUGACAUUCAGGUGUUCAUCUCAGAGCGGGCUCAGGACCUGGCCCCUGAGCAGAGCAGGCAGCUUCUGGGGCAGCUCCAGCAGCUCCAGAGGGCCUUCCAUCAAGCGUCAGGCCAAGCUCAGGCCUGGGCCGAUGCCCUCUCAGCCCAGAGAGAGAGGGAGGAGGAGUGGCAGCGCAGGGAGAGAGUAAAAGAAGAGGAGAAGGACAGAGAAAGGCAGAGUGCAAGGGAGAGAGAGGUGGUUCAACAGCAGAAAGCCGAAUGCUCUCAGAAACUAGAAGGCCUUACUAUGUGGUUGGCUGGAGCUGCCAGCUUGCUGGCCAGUCAGAAAGCUGGAGAAGAGUCAGCUGAUGUGAAUGUCCUGCAAGAGAAGCAGAAAAAACUAAAGGAAGUACAGAAGGAACUCCAGACCAAACGGGAGGACAUAGCCGAGGCUAUCCGCUCUGUGGAGGAGCUCCUGGCAGAGCGAGGAGAAAGUCUGAGCCCAGAGGAGAGGAAGAACCUCCAGGGGGCACUAAUAAGAAUGAAGGAGCAGUACAGUGGCCUUACAGAUUCAGCAAACACGUCACUGUCAGAGGUGGACACAGCCAUCAACACCACUGUACAGCAGAACACACAAAGGGCAAAGGCUGAGGAGGAGCUACAGGAGACCCAAGGCCAGAUAAACUCUCUGCUGAAUGAGUUGUCUUCCCUUAACCAACCAGGCGGGAGAGGAAUUGGAUCUGGAGUGGUCAAAGAUGUUUAUGAUUCUCCCUUUUCACAGCCAGAGGGCGCUAUGAUGUCACACACAGAGAUGCUGCAGGCGGAACUUCAGCAGCUCCAGUCUCAGCAGGCACAGCUACUCCAGAUCACACAAUCAACUCGCUCCCUUCUGGACCAACCUGACUCCACUGUUCCUCCUGAGGAGAAGCAGCGUCUCCGGGCUGCCCUGGAUCUGCUGCAGGCCCAGCACCAGGACAGACUGCAGAGCUGCCAGGACCGUCUGAGGAAGUCUGAGGCUCUGAAGGAUGAGCUGACCAAGUUCCUCCACGAACAUGGAAGUCUAGGUACCUGGCUGGAACAAAGUGAACAGGAACUCCGUUCCCUAGGGGAAGGAGAAACGGACGCACAAGGACUGAAGGGCCGGCUAGAGGAGCACAGAAAGCUUGCUGAGGAGGUAAUUUGCCACAAAGCGGACCUGCGCUUUGUCUCCAUCUCCGGUCAGAAAGUUCUGGACUCUGUUCAAGGAGCACUGGAGCAAGUUGGUGGUUCAGACCCAGCAAUGGAGAGCACCAAGCAGGUGGUAACUGACAAGCUGCAGGACGCUAACCACAGAUACACAACCCUACACACCAAGUCAACAGAGUUGGGCGGCCGUUUGUCCGGCCUGUUGGAGAGGUACCAGCAGUACCAGGAUGAGGUCGUCUCCCUACACUCCUGGCUGAGCACUCAAGAACAGAACCAAAGCAUAGCCAAGCCCAGUGGGGAGACAGACCCCCAGAACCUGCAGAACACACUACGACAAGUACAGCUGCUGCAAGACGAGAUGGCUGAGCGUUCGGUGCAGCUGGAGAAGGUGAAGAGAGCUGGGAGAGAUCUGGUCAGCACAGAUGAGUCUCCUUCCCUGAAAGCUGUCGAUAUCCUCUGUUCUGCAGACGGUUUAGAGAAGAGGUUCGGCUCCCUCUCUGCAUCUGUGUCAGAACGGGCUGAGCAGCUACAGACCGCUGUGGCCCAGUCGGUCAGUGUCCAGGAGGGCCUCAAGGGUCUGCUAAGCUGGCUGGACAAACUGGUUCUGAAUCCAGGACCAGUUGAGCCCACUGCACAGGCUGUACAAGACGCGCUGACCCAGAACCAGAAACUUCGCCAGGAGCUGCUGUCCAGGCAAGGCAGCGUGGAAGCAACACGAGAUUCUGUUUCCAAACUCCUUCAGAGCUCUGACGCCUCCACGGCCUCUGGCCUCCAGGGUGCUUUAGAUGAACUGACUCAGCGCUACGCUGCAUCACAGGCUAGCCAGGCCGAGCGUGAGGCUGAGCUCAGAGGACUGUUGCCCAGGCUGGAGAACUAUGAGAGGCUGGGGACCGACCUCCAAGUCUUCACCCAGAGCCGACUAAAGGCUCUGAGCCCAGCGGGCCAACCAGACCGGAGUGUGGAUGACUACAGGCAGACCAUUGAGGAGGUCAGGUCCGAGCUGGAGCAGGAAGCUGGCCAGCUGAAAUCCUUCUGCAACCUUGCCACCGACCUCAGCCAAUCAAAAGCUUUCAGUAACACUCAAAGCUUAUUGGAUAAUGUCAAAGGGGUGUCUGAUGAGUUCACCCAACUGGAAGCCAAUGUCAACGAAAGGUUUGCUGCAAUCCAGGCCUGUGAGCAGCAGCUGCUCCAGUUCCGCGGCCUCUCUGGCUCCCUCCUCAGGUGGCUUCAGACAGCACAGGACCAGCUGCCGUCCAAAGAGGCCAAUCUCAACACAGAGGGCCUGCAGAGAAGAGUCCAGCAGCUCACGGACUUGCUGAACGACUGGGAGUCACAACAAUCAAGGGUUCAGGAGCUGAACAAGACUGGUUCAGAGCUGGAGUCCCUCAUCAUCGACAUCACCGCUCCUCAGACCAAAACUGGUGCUCCUCAAAUCAAUGGCUCAGCAGGUCCCAGCAGUGUCAAUGGCAUUCACACCUGUAAAGACCUGACGGAGCUCCAGGUAGCCGUAUCUGACGUGAACGGACGAUAUGAGACGCUGGGCGGAGAGUUGAAGGAGCGUCUCGGUUGCCAGCAGGCCUCACUGGAGCUGAGGCAGAAAGCCAGGCAGGGCGCUGAGGAGCUCAAGAGCUGGCUGACGGACAGAGAGCACAGCCUGAAACAGGGACAGACCGCCUCCCCCUCCAGACCUGAGGUGGUACGCGCCCAAGCCCAGGAGAACAAGGCCCUGCUUACAGAGCUGUCUGAGCACUCUGGGAAGGUAGAGGAGCUGAAGAACUCGCUGAGGAAGCUGAUUGCUGACAAUCCUGAUUCUCCUGAGGCAGACAGCUGGAGACAGCAGCUGCAAGAGAUAGACUCCCGCUGGCAGACGGCCAAUCAGACUGCAGCCCAAAGGCAGACUGAGCUGGAGACGUGUGCCGAUAGGCUGGGCAGCUUUGCCACGGCGGCCAAUCAGCUGGGCCCUUGGCUGAGGGAGAAGGAGCUGAUGAUGAGCGUGCUGGGACCGUUGAGCAUCGACCCAAACAUGCUCAACACACAGAAACAACAAGUACAGUUUAUGCUGCGUGAGUUUGAGACCAGGCGGCCGCAGUUUGACCAGCUGACCCAGUCCGCUGAGGGAAUCCUCACCCAGACUGGUGACUCUGCUCAGGACCCCAAGGACCUGGCGGAGGUGCGGGCUGAGCUGGGCUCCAUCUCCCAACAGUGGGAGAACCUAACAAACCGACUGAGUCAGAGGUCAAACCACAUUGACCAGGCCCAGGGAACUAGCGAACGAUACCAGGCCUUGCUCAGAGAGCUCUCCUCUAGUGUCUCUGCUCUGGGCGAGAGGCUGGAUGCUCAGGCCUCGCUGAGUGCCCAGCCAGAGGCGCUGAAACGCCGCCUGCAGGAAACUGGAGAGAUUCGAUCGGAGCUAGAGAGACGGCGGAUCGAGCUGGGAGAAGCUGAGAGGCUCUGCCAGGAGCUAAGCGCUAUCGUGGCUGAGCCCUACCUGAAGGAGGAGCUGAGUAAACGACUGGAAAGUGUCAGCGGGCCGCUGAAGAGUUUGGAGGAGCGCGCAGCUGACGGUCUGUCUCAGCUCCAGACUGCCCUAUCAUCUACUCAGCAGUUCCAGCAGAUGUUUGAGGAGUUGCGCUCCUGGUUGGACAAGCAGGCAGAUCCCAGAGAAUCAUCCAGCGACUCUCUGCCCUGUCAGCCUGGGGCUAUCCGCUCCCUUCUGGCACAGACAGGUGAACUCCAGCGCGGGAUCGCCAGUCAGCGAGGUUCCUAUGAGCUGAUACAAGCCGAGGGAGCGUCACUGCUCGCCACUCUGCCCGCAGGCGGAGACGAACGAUCUGCCCUGCAGUCUCGCCUGGCCUCCUUGAGGCAGGACUGGGACGGGCUGAACCAGAAAAUCUCAGAUCGAGAGAGCAGACUGAAGACCACCUUGAGCAAAGCAGACACCUACCAGCAGCACAAGGCCGAGCUGACACCGUGGUUAGCAGAGUGUGAACAGAAAGAUGGAGAAAUCAAGCCGUCAUUGGACCCAUCGGCCCUGGACGAGGCCUUGCAGAAGGCUCGUGGUUUAUCUCUGGACCUCGAAAGAAGACAACCUCUCCUCGAGUCCUUCAAUACCGCAGCAGAUCAGCUGCUGGAACAAUGCUGCAUCGGGGAGGAAGAGGUACGAGAUGAGAAGGCCCAGCUAAACCGCAGGGUGGACAAAUUGGGCGAGAGGCUCCAUAACCGCACCUCCCAGCUGGAGGAGCUGGCUGGCCGCCUGAAGGAGUUUGAAGAGGGCAGACAGGCUGCAGAGAGGAGGCUGGAGGCCGCCAAGCACCAGAUUGAAGUCCAGGAGGCUCUGGGACCACAGGCAUGCAGUGCAAAGAGCCUGGAGCGGCUCAGAAGUCAGCAGGAGAGUCUGAGGUCUCUGAAGCCUCAGGUGGUCUACCUCAGAGACCUGGCCCAGGGGCUGGUACAGGACUCGCCACAGACACCGGGAGGCAGCACUGAGGGGGCACAGAGGCUUCAGGAGCAGGCCAAAGAAACAGAGAAAGAGUAUGACGAUGUUACUGACAAGAUCGAGCAGUGCUGCUCCUCCCUGGAGUCCCGGCUGCAGGGAGUUGGUGAGGUCCAGUCUCAUGUGCGUGAUGUCUUCUCACGCCUUGCCGAUCUUGAUGAUGAACUGGACUCCCUCAGCCCCGUCGGACGCGACGCAGACUCCCUGGCCUCUCAGGCCGACGCCCUGAAGGGCUUCUUGUCCCGUCUGGCCAACCUCAGGUCGGAGCUGGAGGGUCACGCGACAGAGUGCACCACCAUGCUACGACGAGAGGGCUCCUCCCCUGACCUCCUGGCUCUCAGGAGGGAGACAGAGGCUCUGAGCCGCCAGGCCGGCAAGCUGAGUGAGCGCGGCCAGGGCAGGUUGGACCAGAUCGAGGACGCUGCUGAGAAGGUUCGGGAGUUCUACAGGCUGGUGGCCGAGCUGCAAGGCCUGCUGGGAAGGGCCGAAGAGGGGCUGAGCGCACAGGGCAUGGUUGGCACAGAGGUGGAGAUGAUCAAACAGCAGCUGCAGGAGUUCAAGGCUGUGGAGAGAGAGCAGGUAGACUGCAUUCAACCGAAGCUACAGCACGUCAACGCAGUGGGUCAGGGUCUGAUCCAGAGCGCCGCCAAACACACCGACACCCAGGCACUAGAGCACGACCUGGAGACCACCAACCUGCAAUGGAACUCACUCAACAAGCGGGUGGCAGAGCGGAUCGCACAGCUGCAGGAGGCCCUGUUGCAUUGUGGGAAAUUCCAGGAUGCUUUGGAGCCUCUGCUCAGCUGGUUGAGCGACACAGAGGAGCUGGUGACCAAUCAGAAGCCUCCGUCCGCCGAGUACAGAGUGGUCAAGGCCCAGAUCCAAGAACAAAAGCUGCUCCAGAGGUUGUUAGAUGACCGCCGGCCGACGGUGGAGAUGAUCCGAGCUGAGGGAGAGAGGAUCGCAGCCACAGCAGACACUCAGGACAGAGAGAAGAUUCAAACCCAGCUCCAGAGUCUGGCGGAGAGAUGGACUGACCUGCUGGACAAGGCUGGUGGCAGGCAGAGGCAGUUGGAGGAGCUGCAGGUUUUGGCUCUUCAGUUCCACGAAGCCCUGGAGCCGCUGGGAGAGUGGCUGAGUGCCACUGAGAGACGCCUGAGUUCCGCCGAGCCCAUGGGAACCCAGACGGCCAAGAUCACCCAGCAGAUCAUCAAGCACAAGGCGUUCCAAGAUGACGUGUCCUCUCGUGAAGCCGAGGUUGACCGCCUCGAGUCCCUCAGCCAAUCUCUGACCCCGCUUAGCUGCACGGUUGAUCGUGAUUGGUUAAGCGAGCGGGUGGGGGCGGUGAGGUCAGGUCACUCGGAACUUGCUGAUUGGUGCUCGAGGCGGGCGGGCCUGCUGGAGCAGGCGCUGGCCAACGCUCAGCUGUUUGGGGAGGAUGAGGUAGAGGUGCUGAACUGGCUGGCUGAGGUGGCUCAGAGGCUGUCUCAGGUCUCCGUCCAGAGCUACCAGCCUCAGCUGCUGGCCGAGCAGCACAAACACACUCUGUCUCUAAAUGAGGAGAUUUUGAGCAGGAAGAAGACCGUGGACCAGGCCAUCAAGAAUGGACAAGCUUUACUUAAACAGACCACAGGCGAAGAAGUUCUUCUGAUCCAGGAGAAGCUGGACGGCAUCAAGUCUCGCUACGCUGAGAUGACGGCCGGCAGCAGCAAGGCCCUCCGCACCCUGGAGCAGGCCCUGCAGCUGGCCACGCGAUUCGCCAGUGCCCAUGAUGACCUCAACCAAUGGCUGGACGGCGUGGAGGCGGAGCUCAACAACAUGGAACCUGACGCCACACCCACAUACCAGGAACGACAGAAGGAGCUGAAGAAAGUGUCGGCAGAGAAGCGUCUGGUGUUGGAUACGGUGAACGAGGUGGGCAGCGCCCUGCUGGAUCUGGUGCCGUGGCGAGGCCGCGAGGGUCUGGACCGCCUGGUCGCUGAUGCCAACCAGCGCUACCGUCAGUCGGAUGAAACCAUCACUCAGCGGGUGCAGCUGGUACAAGCUGCCAUCCAGAGGUCACAACAGUAUGAAGAGGCAGUAGACGCAGAGCUGGCCUGGGUCGGGGAGACGGAGCGUAAAUUGGCGUCUCUGGGGCCCCUGAGCCUGGAGCCCGACGUGACAGUUGCCCAGCUGCAGGUGCAGAGGGCCUUCAACAUUGACAUCAUCCGACACAAAGACACUGUGGAUCAGCUCCUCAACACCAGAGACGACAUCCUGGAAACCUGCAGCGACACCCAGAAGGACGCACUGAUAGUGAAGACAGAUUCUCUCAGUGCUCGUUAUGAUGCAGUGAGUCAGAGCCAUAGUGAGCGGUUCUCAGCCCUGGAGCAGGCCCAGGUUUUGGUUGCUCGGUUCUGGGAAACCUACGAGGAACUGGAGCCGUGGCUGGGUGAGACUGAAACCCUUAUCACCCAGCUGCCACCGCCAGCCAUCGACACAGACGCUCUCCGACUCCAACAGGAUCAGAUGAGGCUGCUCAGAGAGUCCAUCGCAGAGCACAAGCCUCACAUCGACAAGCUGCUGAAGAUUGGACCUCAGCUGGCCAAGCUCAGCCUCCAGGAGGGGGCGACGGUGACGCAGCGCUACACCGAGGCCGAGAGACGCUACCUGGCCAUCAAAGAGGGCGUCAAAGGUCGUGCAACAACCCUAGACGAGGCAGUGUCCCAGUCUGCACAGUUUCAUGACAAGAUGGACCCCCUGCUGGAGACCCUGGAGGGGGCGGUCCAGCGGCUGCGGCAGCCUCCCUCUGUGGCGGCGGAGGUGGAGAAGAUCAGGGAGCAGCUGGCGGAGCACCGAGCCCAGGGGCUGGAGCUAGACAAACUGCUGCCGAGCUUCUCUGCCCUCUGCGCCCGUGGAGAGGAGCUCAUCGGACGAGCAGCUCACGACGAUCCCGCUGCUCAGGCCGUUCGCUCCCGCCUCCUGCGCCUGCGCUCCCUGUGGGAUGAGAUCCGGCAGCGAGCCGAGGAGAGGGAGGGGAAGCUGAACGAUGUCUUGGACCUGGCCGGGAAGUUCUGGGCUGACGUGGCGGCGCUACUGAGCACGCUCAGAGACUCCCAGGAUAUAGUGAAGGAGCUGGAGGACCCUGGCGUCGACCCCUCGCUCAUCAAACAACAAAUUGAGGCUGCUGAGGCCAUUAAGGCAGAGACGGAUGGUUUGAGGGAGGAGCUGGAGUUUGUCAGGACCCUAGGAGCUGACCUUAUCUUUGCCUGUGGAGAAACGGAGAAACCUGAAGUGAAGAAGACCAUUGAUGAGAUGAAUGCUGCCUGGGAGGGUCUGAACCGGACCUGGAGAGAGAGGAUGGAGAGGCUGGAGGAGGCCAUGACAGCGUCUGUGCAGUAUCAGGACGCACUGCAGUCUAUGUUUGACUACCUGGACAACGCAGUGAUCAAGCUGUGCGACAUGUCGACUGUGGGAACUGAUCUGGGAACUGUCAAACAGCAGAUUGAAGAGCUCAAGCAGUACAAGGUGGAGGUUUACCAGCAGCAGAUUGACAUGGAGAAGCUCUGCCACCAGGGGGAGCUGCUGUUAAAGAAGGUGUCAGAUCAGACAGACAGAGACAUGAUCCAGGAGCCGCUGACCGAGCUCCGACAUCUCUGGGACAACCUGGGGGAUAAAAUCACCCAAAGACAGCACAAGCUGGAGGCUGCCCUGCUGGCCCUGGGUCAGUUCCAACAUGCCCUGUCUGAGCUGCAGGCCUGGCUGAACCACACACACACCACUCUGGACACACAGCGACCCAUCAGCUCGGACCCCAAGGCCAUUGAAAUCGAGCUGGCUAAACACCAUGUUUUACGUAAUGACGUGCUAUCCCAUCAUGCCACGGUGGAGACUGUGAACGGUGCUGGCACUGAGCUACUGGAGUCCUCUCCUGGCGACGAGGCCAGCCACCUGAGGGACCAGCUGGAUCAUCUCAACCAGAGCUGGGACAGUCUAUUGCUCAAGACCCAGGAGCGGCAGAAGCUACUGGAGGCCGCACUGCAACAGGCUGAAGGUUUCCAUGGCGAGUUGGAGGAGUUCCUCCAGUGGCUGAGGAGGACGGAGAGCCAGCUGUCUGCCGCCAAGCCAACGGGCGGUCUCCCUGAAACAGCCAGGGAGCAGCUACAGCAACACAUGGAGCUUCAGGCUCAACUGGCCCAGCGCGGAGAACAGUACCACCGCCUGCUGGAUCAAGGAGAGUCCAUGCUGCUGGCUCGUGGAGGAGAGGAAGCAGGACCCGGUACCACCCAGACCCAGCAGAACUUGGGCAUGCUGCAGAACAAGUGGGCAAGCUUUAACACCAAGAUGGACGACCGCAGGGCAAAGCUGGAUGAGGCCGUUUCCUUGGCAACAGGUUUCCAAACCUCCCUGCAAGACACCAUCAACUGGCUGACCCAGGCUGAACAGACCCUGAACAUGGCCCAACCCCCAAGCCUCAUACUGGACACUGUCCUAUUCCAGAUUGAUGAGCACAAGGUAUUUGUGAACGAGGUUAAUACCCACAGAGAGCAGGUCCUAGCUCUGGAGAAGGCCGGCUCUCAGCUUCGCUUUGCCAGCCUGAAGCAGGAUGUUGUUCUCAUCAAAAACCUGCUGCUCAGCGUCCAGGCCCGCUGGGACAAGCUGGUCCAGAGGUCACUGGACCGCGGUCGUCACCUCGAUGAGGCCCGCAAACGCGCCAAACAGUUCCACGAGGCCUGGAGGAAGCUGACAGACUGGCUAGAAGAAGCCGAGAAAAGACUGGACUCAGAGCUGGAGAUCUCCAAUGAGCCAGACAGGAUCAAAGUCCAACUGGCCAAACACAAGGAGUUUCAGAAAGCGCUGGGGUCGAAGCAGCCUGUUUACGACACAACAGUGAGGUCUGGGAAGGCCAUGAGGGACAAGGCUCAGCUGCCUGCAGACACCCAGAAACUGGACCACCUGGUGGGAGAGGUCCGCGACAAGUGGGACACCGUCUGCGGCAAAAGCGUGGAGAGACAACACAAGCUGGAGGAGGCUCUGCUGUUCUCAGGCCAGUUUGCAGAGGCUCUCCAGGCCCUGGUGGACUGGUUGUACCGGGUAGAGCCCCAGCUGGCUGAAGACCUGCCCGUCCAUGGAGAUCUGGAUCUGGUGUCCAACCUCAUGGACUCACAUAAGACUUUCCAAAAAGAGCUGGGGAAGAGAACGGGCAGUGUUCAGGCUCUGAAACGCUCAGCCAGGGACCUUAUGGAUACCGGCCGCGAUGACACGGCGUGGGUCAAAGUUCAGCUUCAGGAGCUCAGCAACCGCUGGGAUACAGUGUGCGCCCUUUCGGUCACAAAGCAAACGCGCCUACAGCUCGCCCUCAAACAGGCGGAGGAGUUUCGUACGGCGGUGCAGGUGCUUCUGGAGUGGCUCUCUGAGGCGGAGCAGACGCUUCGUUUCCGCGGCGUCCUUCCCGAAGAGGCAGAGACUCUGCAAGCGCUGCUGCACACGCAUCGAGACUUCAUGGGCACCGUGGAGGAGAAGAGGGCAGAUGUCAACAAGGCUGCCGGCAUGGGAGAGGGCAUCCUGACUGUUUGUCACCCUGACUCCAUCACCACCAUCAAACACUGGAUCACCAUCAUCAGGGCACGCUUCGAAGAGGUGCUGACGUGGGCCAAACAGCACGAGCAGCGGCUUGAGACGGCUCUGACUGAGGUGCUCAACAACGCCAACCUGCUGGAGGAGCUGUUGUCAUGGCUACAGUGGGCUGAGACCACAUUGAUCCAGAGAGACACCGAGCCGCUUCCUCAGGACAUCACACAACUCAAAACACUCAUCACAGAACACCAGAUGUUUAUGGAGGAGAUGACGAGGAAACAACCAGAUGUCGAUAAAGUGACGAAGACCUACAAAAGGAAACCGGCUGAGGCUCCCAGCAGCCUGGCUGAGAGGAGAGGAGCUCGCAAACACCAGCAACAGCAGCAGCAGCAGCAGGCGGCCAUGCAGGUCUCCGGAGGAAACCCGCGACUCAACCAGCUCUGUGCCAGGUGGCAGCAAGUUUGGCUGCUGGCUCUUGACCGCCAGCGCAAACUCAACGAUGGUCUGGACAGACUGGAGGAGCUCAAAGAGUUUGCCAACUUUGACUUUGAUGUGUGGAGGAAAAAGUACAUGCGCUGGAUGAACCACAAGAAGUCCCGUGUUAUGGACUUCUUCAGACGCAUCGACAAGGACCAGGAUGGAAAGAUCACGCGGCAGGAGUUCAUCGACGGCAUCCUGGCAUCAAAGUUUCCCACCAGUAAGCUGGAGAUGACAGCGGUGGCAGACAUCUUUGACAGAGAUGGAGACGGUUACAUCGACUACUAUGAGUUUGUUGCUGCUCUGCACCCCAACAAAGACGCCUACAGACCCACCACCGACGCUGAUAAGAUAGAGGACGAGGUGACUCGGCAGGUGGCCCAGUGUAAAUGUGCCAAGAGGUUCCAAGUGGAGCAGAUCGGAGAGAACAAAUACCGGUUCUUCCUCGGAAACCAGUUCGGUGACUCUCAGCAGCUGCGUCUGGUGAGGAUUUUGCGCAGCACGGUGAUGGUGAGAGUCGGAGGUGGCUGGAUGGCUCUGGACGAGUUCCUGGUCAAAAAUGAUCCAUGCAGAGUGCAACAUCCAGGACUUAAGAUUCUCCGCUCCGAUUCCAGUAGCUCCAUCUCAUCUCGUAUAGUGACAGUCACUCCUGGCUAUUUCUGCUGCCGAGCUCGUGGUCGCACCAACCUGGAGUUGAGGGAGAAGUUCAUCCUUCCUGAAGGAGCGUCUCAGGGUCUGGCUGCCUUCCGUUCCCGGGGACGACGCUCCAAACCGGGGUCCCGCAACGCUUCACCAACCCGCUCCUCCUCCUCGGCCUCCCACAGCGGCGCCUCCCUCCCCUCUGCUCCUUCCACCCCCGCCACACCGACAGCCUCCGCGUCAUCGAGGUCCUCCCAUACUCACUCGCGUGACUAUGCCAAGCCCUGGCUGGCACACAGUAAAACUCCAACGCCAACCAAGUGCCACUGCUGCCCAGAUCUCGGCCACACGACUCCUGGGCACGAGGGGGCGACGUCGGGGUCCAAACUAAAGAGGCCGACGUUCCACUCGAGCCGAGGCUCGCUGACGGGAGAGAACGGAGGAACGACACACACCAGCAAACCUUCGCGAAGUGAUCCAAAGCGAGGGGCAUCCACAGCCAGCGGUCCGACCAGCCGAGCUGGCAGCCGGGCGGGCAGCAGAGCCAGCAGUCGCCGCGGCAGUGAUGCCUCGGAUGCAUCAGAGCUACAGGACGCCCGCUCCGUCUGCUCUGAUGCCUCGGACACCCCACGACGACCCGGCGGAGCCAAACCCUCUAAGAUUCCCACCAUCUCCAAAAAGGCUCCCAGCCCAAAGACCCCAGGGUCUGCGAGGAAAUAACACCAGCCACAGAGGGUGGACUGCUAUCGUCGGCCAUUUUGGGUGCACCAGCUCUUCAGUCGGAAGUCUAUACAUAGGGCUUGUGCAGAAUAUGUGCACUAUGACUGACAUUUUCCAGGGGAAAGAAGGAGAUGGAUAGGAUGAGUGAAUCUCCCUCUCACUCUUUCCCCGGUCUCAUAAACGGAUUGAAAACAUGCACAAGAGGAGCAGAGUUCUGGUCUGGCAGUCCCAGGCCAGAGUCUGUGGGGUCGAAACCGACUUUUCCCCUUUAAGAAGCGACCCCAUUUUGCCUUCCAGUCUCCUGCUUUGUCUUUCAAAAGUUCUCCACCAGAGUGGAACCAAACACGGACUUGACAUGAUGCUGCCUUACUUUGUGUUACCCUCUUCUGUCCCGAUCAGACAGAGCAACAGAGAAAGUCUUUAAACUGCUUUAUACCACACUGACACACAAAUACACACAUUUUAACACAGAGGCGGGGUAGGGAGUGGGACACGCCACCACCACCACGGCUACGAAAACAAAAAAAAAUCUCAAAUGACAUUCAGGAAAAAAAGAAAGAAUUGUGGGUUAUUAUUUUGGCUUGUGGGCCCGAUGCCUCAACGAUGAGUUUAAAAAGAAAAUAUGCAACGACUGCCAUGUCGCUUCCGACUGGUUGGCGAGAAAAACAGUCACCUCAGCAGAUCUGCAGAAGCAGACACCACGUGUGGAGAGCUCGGGAGGCGGGAAACGCUGUCCGACACACACACACACACACACACACACAUACAUACAUACACCGGCUAACCUCGGACUCAGAGGAUCGGUGGUGGUGACGGUGGCUGAGGGCAAACACUCACACACUCAAACACCGCAGAGCAGACUCCUCCCGACCGCUGGAACGUUAAGAUCAGCCUUGUGUGUGCAUUUCAGCAAAGGGCGGUGUGGUUUUGUCACAUGCCGGCGUAACAAUCCAACACACAGAAAUCACAAACUGGCAAUAGAAAGGACUAUUUUUAUGGUGACACACACAACUAACAGCACAUUACUGACAAUAUACGACAUGUGUAACCUAACCCGAUGUUAAUGACCGUGUUUGCGGAGUUCGACAACCAGCAUGCACUAAUUGUCUCUUCCUCUGCAGUUCCACCUUAAUGUCUACACUGUGUUGCCCUUAGCAACCCAGCAGCACACACACACACACACACACACACACACUCUCUCUCUCACACACAAGGUGGUGUGUAUCAUGUGUGUCUUUGUUACAGGAAAUAAGAGGUCAUUGACUUGAGUCACUGUAUGCAAAAAUUUUGAUUUGCGAAUGUCAUUAUGUUUUUCUUCUCGUUGUUUUCUGGUUAAUUUAUAAUCCAGUUGUACUUUUGUUAACUAGCUUGAAAGAAAAGUCUAUUUAUUUUUCAGUUCCAUGUCAUAUCACCAUUCGCGGAGAGUGAUUUAGUAUUAUGGUUAAAGAAAUUGUGAUUUUUGUACCAAGGAAAUGUCCGCUCUGCUAUUUGACAUUAUUUGUGUGUAAAGUGUGUUUCUACUUCAUUGUAACAUUACAUUAUUCACUAGGUCGCUGAUUCUAGUGGCAGCCUUGUUUGUUCAUUUUUCUCUUUUGCUAAUGACUACAAUUCCCAGACCAUGACCAAAGGGGUUUGCCCUUCAUGUGUAGAGAGAACUACAAAUAUGAAUGACAGGAGACCUGAGCAGAGUGGACCAAUGAGAGCGGGUUUCCUCCCUCAUGUCCCUCUCCAGCGUCUCUCCUUCUAGGCUCUUUUUUCAAAUGUCCUGUCAUUGAUGGGGCCGAAUUGUCUCUGUGUUAUCUCAGUGUAAGAGAUGAAGUUUAUGAAAAACUAAUGAAAGUACAGUAAGAAAGAAUACAUCUUAAGGUGAUUUUUAUUUAUUUAUUGUCUCUCUGAGGGAGUCUGGACUCGGGCGCAGGAGAUGAGUCCGCCACCUUUUGAUGCUGUGCUACUCUCAGUGUGAUGAUGAGAACAUGGAGGGAGGGAGGGGUGUUACUAGGAGUCAAUUGUGUAAAAGUAAAAACAAAAAACUAAAAUUAUAAACAAUUUUUUGUUCUGUUUUUGUAUUAAAAAUAUGCUUGCAGUAAAA
This is a messenger RNA of Dicentrarchus labrax (European seabass), 29307 nucleotides long. It is a transcript of the gene macf1a, whose product is annotated as microtubule actin crosslinking factor 1a. Gene Ontology annotation, biological process: regulation of microtubule-based process; wound healing; regulation of focal adhesion assembly. The record is from RefSeq and is a predicted model, not a curated record. The coding region runs from base 2844 to 27218 and encodes 8124 amino acids. Gene Ontology annotation, molecular function: keratin filament binding; calcium ion binding; microtubule binding. NCBI's taxonomy places the organism in Eukaryota, Metazoa, Chordata, Actinopteri, Moronidae. Gene Ontology annotation, cellular component: keratin filament; actin cytoskeleton; cytoplasm. The transcript has 102 exons.